Solenopsis invicta (red fire ant) is the source of this 6406-nucleotide messenger RNA. RefSeq names its product BMP and activin membrane-bound inhibitor homolog. The transcript is spliced from 3 exons. The coding region runs from base 4592 to 5239 and encodes 215 amino acids. Lineage: Eukaryota; Metazoa; Arthropoda; Insecta; Hymenoptera; Formicidae. The record is from RefSeq and is a predicted model, not a curated record.
GCGAAGGUAAAAUAAACGAUGCAUUAUGUAGCAGAGAGGAUAGCUCCGGUUUCAUUGAUAGCGGUCGAUGAAGCGUAGCCGAAUCAGGAACGCGAUAUCGUUUGGAGUAAUCGCUCGCGUGCAUUCUCCAAGCUUGGGACGCGGGGCGCGCGACCCCGCGUUUGCCGCGCAGAGUCGAGCCGAAUCGUCGUCAACUUUAUCAACUUGAGCAGCGAUCAUUACCGUAGAUUUCUUAUUGUUCCGCUCCUAGCUACGUACGAGAGGAAAUCUAAACGGUCUACUAGUCACCCUCCGGAUACCCGCGGAAAUCGCGGAUAUGACGAUUGUCCUGCUGCGUUGUGUCGCUUCUUCUCCGUUUUACCAAUAAGACGAGGAAAAUCGCCGCAACUGUUUCAAACACACACACACACACACUUCCUUUCUAUAUCCAGUACACGCGUUUAGCCUUUGUUCUCGCGAUAAAUCAUCGAACGCUUCACUAACUUCGGAGUUAAGGCGUUAUCUAUCGCUUACUCUCGUUUACCGAUUUAUACGCAUCGCGAAGCAAAAAAAAAAGGAAGUUUAGGUAUUAAAACUGAUGGUACUGUACGGAGUUUGUCGUCAUUUGGGUCAUUCGAGUCGCGAGAAAGGAAUGAAUUAGAGCCAGUGGUUCGGCUAGGCGCCAGCUGGUCUCGAUGAGCGAGUCGGCCAGUCAGGUGUCCCACGUCCGCCCCGCUAACAGAGGGGGCUCAAAGGGACAUAGGUUCCCGCUAAAGAGGUACGAUAAGACACGACGCGUGUGCGAUGACAAGAGAAUAGGGAAAAUAAGAAAAAAUUUUAUAUUAUCUCACCACGAUAAGAUAAUAACCGCGAAAUACAAUCGAUUGGAAAACACAUGAGCGUGCAAUUGUCACGCUCGAUAAUCGAGGCAAUUUACUUGGAUCCCUUGGAGGAUUACCAUCCGUGCCAAGCGAUCGAUAAACAAAGAGAUGUUUUGUGGAGGAGGACGUAUAUGAGAUCAUGUCUAAUUUGUCAAAAGAAUCGGAAUGGAAACUAUCUAGACGGUAGAUCCGCCGCGGCGUCGUCUAGGACUCGAGGAAUCAGUCAGUUAUUGACGCGCAUACUCCUCGUUGAGUCGCGCGAGCGUAGCUAGGCGUAACUAGGCGAGUUAAAAUUUCAAGUUUAAUCAGCGUCGCAGAAAUCUCUAACUAAUCACGAGCACUUUUGGUCAUCGCGCGAAUCAAGGAUGAUUAUCUCUGCAAAAAACACGAAAAUUAUAAAAGGGUUUGCGCGUCUCUCGAGAAGCAACGCGUGUAAUUUAGAGCAAUUUGGCGAUUGCAUAUAAUUGAUGAGGAUGCCUUUUACUUGCCGAUGGGGCCGCUCGCGUCGCGUCCGCAUAUCCGAGUUAAGUAGGGCUAAUCACCGGGUUGCCGAAGCUCGGGAACAUCAAGAGCCUGUCUUCUAGCGCCGAAAUGCCGCGCCGCGCCGCAUCGCGUAUACACUUACGUUGGCCGUAUACUAUAUAUUCGGGAUGCCGGAGCCUCGUAAGAUACAUGUACCUGGGCCCCUCUGUCCAUGGAAUGGCAGGGCCCCCGGAGUGAAGCUCUCCGCCUGCCUAUUUCCCAGAACGAGGACCCCGGCUCUCCAUUGUUCUUGCUAAUUGCCACCCCGCCGUAACCAACCAGCAGCGUUGGCCGCCGGCAACGGCGUUCCCGCAACCCGCUUUCCGAAUCGUCUCCAAUCGUCGUCUCUCCCUUUCUCAUAAUGCUCGAAUAGAGCUCGGCUCGAUAGUUACAAGUCCCAACGCAAAUACCACCGUCGAUAUUGUACCUUUGUAAAAUGAAAAUUAACCGAAAGCCGGACGAGCGGGAUUAGGCGGAUCGUCCCACACGCCCUAUCGUCUCUCGUCCCUCGCCCCUCGCCCGAAGGGAAGGUUCGCUCAUCGUGUAGCGAAAAUAUUUCAGUUCUUGACCUGUUUCUCUUUCAAACGAAUGCAUUUUAGAAACAAAGUGGUUACUUUCGAGGACGAGAGUAAUCUCUAUGACAUUUGUUUAUACAUAUUGUGAGGACAAAAGCAUUCCUCGUACUUCCUUAGGGAUCACGCAUAAACCUUGAUCGUCUUUAGCUCUUCAGCGAUGCUGACAGUUGAUGCAGUUAAUUGACAGUUUUGACUCGAUUAAUGCUACAGGUAUAAUAAAACCAAUCGAUUCAGUUGGUUGCUCAUUGUUCGUUUUGGUCAAGUAAAUUUAUUCGUUUUCCUUUCAAAUAAUCAUGUGGCGAAAAAAAUCAAUAUUCUAAAUUCUUAAUUUUUCUAAAACUUGGAUUAAACUAUCGAAUGGAACGCAAGAUUCUAAGUUCAAAGAUUUUUACACCGAAAAGGUGGUUCGAUGAAAGCGUUUCUCACGAAUCGUUGGACGGAGCGCCGCGGACCGGUCCUCCUCUUCGGCCUCUUCAUCAUCAACGCUCUUUCGACCACUCCUUUCGCCUUUCCACGACGAUGAUGAGCCGCGGCCGGUCCUUUUUCCUUUUCGCAUAACUCCGCGGAUUCGUAUCGCUUCCACUCGUCCCUAAAACACUGAACAGGUGUCUCGUCGUGUCACCGUUGCCGUGAUUCACUGCCGGAAUCACUGACUCGAUCUCCAUUUUAUUUUUCGAUUUGCCAUCCAUUUACAAUCCUAAUCGCUACUUUAAUACUUGCACGGUAUUCCAUCUCUCUGGAUGCCUUAUUUUUUUUCGUUAGCUUUUUUCCUUCAAAUCACGUUUAAUAAGCUGUUGUGACUCGAAUUCGAUGAAAUACGCGAUAGAAAUAAACAAAUGCGAAUGUGUCAUACACAAUUUUAAUACUUUUCAGUCGUGAUCAAGUAUGGCUAGUACGGAUAUAUGUAUGGUUACAGCGCGGCGUAACUGCGAUUAUUUAAUAAAUUUACAAUUCUUUCAUUCUCUUCACGAAACAGAGACGCGAUUCGUUGUCGCUCUCACGCCAAUUACCGUUAUGCGAACUGCGCUCGCGGUAACGCUAAUUAGCAAAGCUUGCUAAUGCAAUGUUUGGUUCAAUAGAGAGAAUUCGCAAUAUACUUAUGCAAAGCACAUCGCCUUGCGUAAUGUUCUCGCGAGUUACACGCACGAAUAUACUUGAAGAGAGAGAAAGAGAGAGAGAGAGAGAGAGAGAGAGAGACUCGUUAGACCUCGGUCGUUGCGCGCAACAGACCCUGGCCGACACUGACGUACACUUUAGAUACAUCUUACAUGUCGCGCAUAUAUACGCAUACAUAUGGGUCGUCGCUCUUCUAAUUGUACGUACAUACAUACUAGCACGGUGCUCGUUGCUCGUAUACGAAUCAUAUGUCGGAAGUCGUGAAGCUGCGCACGCUUUCCCCAGCCGAGGAUCGAAUAUCGCCGCAGUUUAUUCCGUUAAUCUUUUUAUCUUUUAAUCCAUCUUUUCGUCGCAUUUGCGCUUAUGAUACUAGAUAUAUUAUCGAGUACUUAUCUCUCGUAACUCAUUGUCAGAGAGUUUACAUUAUCUCGAUCGCGCUACCUUAUAUCGAUGAACAAUGACGAGCGUUCACGAGGGAGACAAAGAAAAAUUGUAAAAAUGUACUUGGCACAAUUAAGAUGGAUUCUUAAUUAUAGAUGUUUUCGGUAUAUAAGCCAAUAUUUUGGAGGAAAAGUCAAAUAACAUUUAAAAUUAUACCUAAUUUAUUGAAUUCAUUCAUUCGACUCGACGAGUGUAAAUGAAACUGGAAUGCGUUGCACAAUAAUUGAGAAAUCGAUAAAAUUCGAUUGAUAUUCAUUGAUCGUCGUUACACGUCAGUCUCGCCGGUGGGGUCCUCCAAUAAUAUCGAAGGAACGAAAAAAGAAAUGCAGGCGCGAUGAGAGAGACCGGACCGACCCGCGGCGCGGCGGCGGCGGCGGCCGCCCAGGGAAUAAUUAAUAUACCGUAGACGCAUAACGAACGACUCUGCGAUGCAGUCUGUUUGUUUUCGGAUGGUUCUUCUCCGGUCUCAGGCUUAUGUCGGUCGUAUCUCUCUUUGGUCGGGCCCCUCGACCUCCCGCUGCUCUUCUUCCCUCUUCCCUCUUCCUCCUUUCCCUUUUUUAUUUUAAACGCGCGCGCGCGCGCGCGCACACGCGUAUGGGCCUGUCCUCAGACGGUCGACUUUGAAUAUUUCUUUUAGAAGGCUACCGUUCUUUAUUUCGACUCAACCGCUUUACCGGUAUGUUUUAAAAUGUACAUUUUUAAAAAUGUGUUUAUCACAGCUUGAAAACGAAUGGCCAAGUGAAUGAGAAAAAUUUACUGUCUGUAAUCUCACUGGCAAACUUAUUUCUGACCAUUCGACGUGAAAUUGAAAAAUCCUCCAAACUUCCCAGGCUACGUGUAAUUUCUUCAUUUACGACGCGUGUUGUAAUUGUAGCAACGCGAUAAAGUGGUGAAAUGGAGAUAUUCUUUCUCUCUUACGUGAUAUUUGAUCAAGAGAAUUAUAUGGAGAGAUGUAGAGAGAAAGAAGAUACAUGAACGCAGAACGGAGCAGCGUGCCGCAUGCCUCUCUCCAUAUAUAUUCUCUCCACUUUAAUCUUUCUUUUGUGACUCGGCUGUUUUAGCGUUUUUUAGUCCCCGAUGAGCUGGACCCCGACAGGCCGCGAACGGAGGGAGAGAGGGCCGGCCAGCCGGCCGACCGGCCGACCGGCCGGCACUCGCAAGUCUUUCGCUCGCGAAGGAGGAGCAUGCGAAAGAGAAACAGAGAUAGAUUCCUCUAAUGUAAGAGAAGUGAGAUGCUACUGCAAUCAACCGGAAUGCGUUCCUCAGGGAUACAUGUGUCGUGGUAGGGGCUGCUUCACAAAGUUACCAAAUACACCGCUCUCAAAAGCGGAUCAUACUGCUCACAGCGGUUGCCUCGACGACAACUUGAAAAGUCACCAGUGUCCCGUAGGAUUUCUCUGCUGUGACCAAGAUCUCUGCAAUCACGUGGACAAUCCUGCGAUGAGAAAUAGACUCAAUAAGACUCUACGAGUAUUUGGCGAUCAGCGAGCGUACUUGGCCCCAUUACAUCCAAACAGUCAUGGAAGUCAGGCGACUGACGGCUGGUUCCCGACGGCGACGAUCAUCGUGGCUAUCUGUGGAUUUAUCGUCUUGCUGAUGAUCGCUAGUUUAGCUGUCAGAUGGCUUCAGCCUAUGCCGGCGCAAAACACUAAUAAAUUCGUGCCACAUCGAACAUCCGAUAACGGGCCGCCCUUACUUGGAUCACCAAAAGUGCCUCUGGUUUAAGAAAUUUCGUCAUCUUCGAGCAAAGUUUUCCGUGCGAUAAGAGAUGUUCUCUAAGUGAUAGUUUUAAUUAAUAGAGCUGGCUGCGCUAGUUUGGUAUAUGACUCGUGAAAUAAAAUUAGAUUUGUGCCAUAUGCAUACAUUUGCGUAGCGAAGAGAUCCGUGUACUUGUAUGUUUAUCUUAAAAAUGACAAGUACAGACCGGAUAGAUCUCUUUACGAGUAAUCCUUAUGUCGAUUAUGACUUUGUGUCAUUUUCAUUGAUUUCUUACAAUAUGAAAAGUAUUUAUAUGAAAAAAUAGACAGUCUGCAAUUUGCAAGGUUUUACAGAGAGCAGAGUCAUAUAUCAAGUCCAGCCGUAAGGGGCUGUCUAGGAAGCGAGCUAGCGGGCCGUCAAAGGUUCCAUUUGGCUGUGAAUUCUACGAAGAAAGCAACUAUUGUAAAUUAUAUAUCGUAACCAUAACGUAUUACUCGUUGCAUUUCCUCGAAACGUCGACGCGACGCGAGCGUUGUCGCAAGAUCAAAGAGUGAGAAUGGGUCAAGAUUUUUCGAUCCUUUAAACAUGACAUUACAUGAUGACACAAAGUACGAUACGUUUUUCUGUGUCGCUGUAAGAUUGUAAAUAUAGAUAUGUAUCUAUGUAUUUUUUUAUCAUCUUGAACGACACAUUACAAAUUUGACGAUAUUAUUGAGUUACGAUGAUGUGUGUGUGUGUGUGUGUGUAUGCGCGCGCGUGUGUGUGGGGGGAGAGGGGGAGAGAGAGAGAGAGAGAGAGAAAGAAACGUUCGUCAACGAUCAUUAAAUUCUAUUCGCUAAGAAUAUUAGUGCAUAAUUUUAAUUUACGAUAUGGUACACGCACCAAUAAAAUAAGGAAAGAUUAUAUUUCGUUAACGAUCUAUAAGAAUUAUUCCUAUAGAUGGAAAGUAAAAUUUGUGAUCAACAUAAAAUUUUUUGUCCAAGUUUGCGACUCGAGUCACAGCCAUUAAUUUUGUGAAAGUGUACUUUAUGUUCUUUAUACAUAUUUUCAAGCGGAUUUCACAUAAAUAUUAUAUUGUGAUAAUACGACAUAAUAAUAAUAGUAAUAAUAGUAACUAAACAAACACAUGUAGGUCUGCCUAGACUUUGUUUUAUACAUGUUACUUGUAAGAAAUAAAAAGAAAAAGUUAAAAUA